This is a messenger RNA of Ostertagia ostertagi, 417 nucleotides long. NCBI's taxonomy places the organism in Eukaryota, Metazoa, Nematoda, Chromadorea, Rhabditida, Trichostrongylidae. The record is from the annotation of a GenBank genome assembly.
AUGAAAGAUUACAACGGCGACUGGCGGAUUUACGCACGUGGCGCCUCAGAUGACAAGGCAGGCGUUUUUGCCAUUAUUAACGCCUACCAGGCAAUGAUCGAUGUACGCCUCAAACCUUCCGUGAAUCUUAAGUUCUUUUUUGAAGGCGAAGAAGAAGCCGGUUCCCCUCACAUCGCCGGGCUAUUACAGAAAUACCGGAAACUGUUAAGUUCAGAUCUCUGGAUUAUUUGUGAUGGCCCGAUUCACCAGUCGGGUAAAAAGAUCAUUUCCCUUGGUGUACGCGGCGAUGCACAUCUCGACCUUACAGUGUAUGGCCCGAAAAGACCAUUGCACAGCGGUCACUAUGGAAACUGGGUGCCAAACCCAGGCAUGCUGCUCGCGCAAUUACUUGCUUCCAUGAAAAACGAUAGCGGCAGG